Molecule: messenger RNA, 4509 nt
Organism: Hyalella azteca
Lineage: Eukaryota; Metazoa; Arthropoda; Malacostraca; Amphipoda; Hyalellidae
Product: solute carrier family 15 member 4
Exons: 12
Coding region: 124-2133 (669 amino acids)
Biological process (GO): transmembrane transport
Cellular component (GO): membrane
Molecular function (GO): transmembrane transporter activity
Source: RefSeq, a predicted model, not a curated record
AGAUAAUUCUGAUGUAAAUACAAGCUGUCAUUGAAGCUCACAUGUGUAAGAUUUACCUAUAUAAUUAACCUUAUGAUUCAUCUCAUUAGACGUUUUUUGUUGAAGUAGAGGAUUGAAAUCAAUAUGGAUUUUGCAGUUAGCAGUCAUCGCAGGAUUGCCUCCAAUGUUGUCCUUGUUGUGCUGUUCUUGGAGCGUCUUGCUUACUAUGCUCUGGUCUCUACAUUCUACCUAUUUCUCAACCGGGGGCCUUGGGGUGUGGAUGAGGGAUGGGACUCUCUGGAGGCCCUCAAUGCAGUCUUCAUCCUACUUGGAGUCUCCUGCAUCUCUGCACUCAUGGGCGGAUAUGCCUCGGAUGCUUGGAUUGGAAGAUUCUGGGCUAUAGUGUCAGGAAUGGUACUCUACAUUCUUGGCUACAUUCUUCUCAUUCUGAUCACCGUCGACAAACUGCCUCGAUACAUCUGCACCUUCAAUGCAACAGCUCCGGGACUUGAUGAAGAAGAGUUGUCAGGAGAUAGUGUACACGCACCAUGCAAGGCUGCUGUGUAUGUGGCUGUGGUGGUGCUGGGCGUGGGUGUCGGCAUGGUCAAGGCAAACAUUGGGCCUUUUGGGGCUGAGCAGAUGGGCCCCAGCAACCAGCUGCUGGCACGCAACUUCUUCAACUGGUAUUACUGGUGCACCAACCUGGGCAGCGCUGUUGGCAUCGGCGCGCUGGCCUACAUAGAGCAGGACAGCCCAGGCUACUGCACCAAUGGCUUCUUCUGUGGCUACCUCAUGGCUACUGGAUGCCUGACUGUGGCGCUGUUGAUCCUGCUGUGCCUCAUGCCGCUGUUCGAGCGCCACCCUGCCACGGGCAGCAGUCCGCUCUUCAACAUCGUACGCAUCACGUGGGAGGCGACGCGACUCAAGAUACGCGACCUGACCACGCCUGCUGCACAAAGGCAGCCGCCGCCGCUGGUGCAGCCCAAGUUCCUGGACCUGGCGAAGGUGCGCUACGGGGGGCGUUUCCACGAGACCGCCGUGGACGACGUCAGGGCCGUGGGCGCCAUGCUGAGGCUCUUUGCCGCCCUCUUGCCCUACUGGCUUGUCUACUUCCAGAUGCAAACGAGUUUCCAGGCUCAGGGAUUACACAUGCGCUUCAUGAUUGACAUCCAAACUAACAAAACAAACUCGACCGCCGGGCCAUCGCUGCGAGAAUUGUUCAUGAGCGUCGCCGCGGGCCACACCUUCAGUGUGCCGGCGGCGUGGCUGACGCUCUUCAACCAGUUCUUCCUGAUCCUCGCCCUGCCGCUGCUCACCAACGUCGUGUACCCGUACUGCGACAGGCGAGGCGUCCGCCUCUCCAUGCUCUGCAGGAUUGGAGCCGGUAUGUUGGUGAGCAGCUUUGCGGUCUUCACUGCCGGGGGUCUGGAGACUUUUCGCACGAUGCUGUGGAAGACUGACAAUUCGACGCACAUCGUGCAGACGGUGGGCAACGUUACCUUCAACGGCGUCGACAUCUCCAUCUUCUGGCAGGUGCCGCAGUACGUCCUCGUCGCGGCGGCUGAGGCCCUUGCCAGCGUUGCUGGUCUGGAGUACGCGUACAGCGAGGCGCCACGAGCGUUCCAGUCGCUGAUCAUGGGUCUGUUUUACGCCAUGGAGGGCGUGGGGUCCUUCCUUGGCAUCGCUUUGCUGCAGAUCCUCGCGCCCUUUUGGCUCAACAACAUGACCGACUAUGCCAACAUCAACGAUAACCAUUUGGAUUUUUAUCUCUAUUUCCUAGGCAUCAUUCAGUUCACGACGCUCAUCGUGUUUGUCGUCACGAAUUACGUGUCCCGCUAUAGUCUGGAGCUCGUGCCCCUGCACAGCGACCAGGGAAUAGGAGGGCCUCGAGACGGUCGUGGGCUGAGAGGCAGGACCCGGUACCGAGGGCUCCUAGAGGAGGAGGAUGAAGAAGAAACAUUUGAAGGACCACUGAGAAGGAAUCAAGACCCCGGUGUUGCGGCCCCUGACGAAGAGCUUCUCGAUGUCACGCGCCCUGAGGCUGGUGGUGGGUUACUGCCAGCGGAUGAGAGCGAUGACAGCGUCGACGUGAAAGAGUCUUCCAGCGCCGUCACGCCUGCUACUGUGCCGAGCGUCGGGGUCAGAUUCGCCUGAGCAUUCAACGUAUAGAAGUUCAUUUUAAUUCACUAGAAUCCGGACACGGAACUUGUCUCGUUCAUGUAGAAAAUUUGCAAGCAAAAGCAGGUCGUGCGUAUGAUUUGCUUAUUAGCAGUUAUUUAGGUGUAUAAAAUUAAUUUUUUAGUAAAUAUAGCGUUUUGCACUUAUCUUGUGCUUGCUGAUCGAUUUUGUUUCACGUUAAAUGAUGACAUUGGUGGUAUGCAGGGUAUUGAACACUCAUGCUGUAUAAUUAUUGGGUUGAUGUUUGUUUGUUUCGUUUGAAUUAAAGACACGUUUAUUUUAGCCAUUUAAUACAGACCUGCGGUGUUGAGUCGAUGUGAUACCACAAACGCUGUGUGUUUUUUGUAAUAAUGUCAAGCAAAUCUUGUAGAAUCUCUCUCCCACGCCGUGAUAUUAGAGUUAGUCUCUGCGCUGUACCUUCUUAGUAAUCUGUCCUAUGGCCUGUUUAGAUGUGCUGCACGGUAUCUCUUUUUAUCUUAGAAUGGUCGGAUUAAGAUAUGCAACAUAAAAUAUCAAACAUUAAGUUGUCCAACAUUAAGAUAUUGGAAUGCGUGUGCACAAUUGUUCAGCUAGCAACAUGGUAGUAAAUUUUAAUUUUUUCUGAGUUUCAAUUAUUUAUUCUUACCUAUUUUUGAGUCGACCUUUUCAUCCGCAAGAAAGUUAUACAUUCUGUCUCUGUUUUUAUUGAUUAUUGAUGCCACUGGUACAGUUUGGCAGUAUUCCGAUCUCUAAUCUCUUCUGUAUUUUCUAGGAACGGAAUACGCUGAAAAUGGUGGUUCUGGGGUUGCCAAUUGACGUUUGUGUUCUAUGUUUAUUGGUCGAAAAUGGCCUCGUAUAGGCUAAUUAGUAGACCUCGUAUUAGCCGAAGUUGAUCGCGGUUGCGCUGUUGCAACUGAUCCUCUCCUAGUACUCUACUUAAGGAGGGAGCGGAAGCUAAGUGGGAAUCUCAGUUACAUGUUCGAUCAGAUUGAGUUAUAUCAUGAACUGUUCUUUAUUUAUUGUAGUGUAUACCGAGGAGAAACCACUCUUGAAACUAUUCCUAAGUAUUUUUGGGAUAUUUGGAUUAUUGUUGCUUCAUGACAGUACAUGCUUUUAGUGUAUUCUGUGUAUUAUGACAGUGUGUUCUGAUGCUUUCGUGAUGUCGGUGUAUCUUUGUCAGUGUAUCUGCUACACGCAUUUGGGGGGCAUUGUCGUUGACUGCUCGCUGCGCAUGCAAGCAGUGUCUUAUUCUAAUUCUGAAUUAAUUUAAGCUGCUGUACUUGAAAUGCAAGCAAGCAUUACACAUUAAUCGCUUCAGUGAUUUUUUGUCUACUUCUUGACUAUAGGAAGACCGUAUGUCUACUUCUUGACUUCUAUUAGACCGUAUGUAAUGUCCCUAACAUACUAUUCCUGAUGUUGGGUCGGCGACACUUUAUUAUAGAAGCGUCUAUUGUUCAUCCUUUAUUGUAGAUUUCGCCGAUGUGAAGUUGUGUUCAUUUUAAUCUUGAAGUUAAUGUCUUCGUUGUUUCCAAAGUUCUAUUCUCAAUUGUGCCAUCGUCGCUUCUCUCAUUGCAAGUUUCAUUUCAGCUUCAGUUCCACUAAAGUUUCAACUGCUCUGAAAUAUUCUCUCUAAACAUUUAAAUUGCUUCAGUUUCUCUUCAGGGAGUAAUGCCACUUAUCAUUUUAAUUAUUUCUUUCAUAACUUUUUCCAUGGGGUCAACAGUGAAAUGUUUCAUCAUUAUUUUGUAUUAAUUAAUGCAUAAAGAUAAGGCUAGAAUUUUACUGCUGCCUCCAUCUAGUAAUACCAUUAUUAUUUUAAGAAAAUCGUACUACUUAAGUUUCAUGUAUUGUAAUUGAGUCUAUAAGGUGAUUAUCAUGUAAAUAACUACGCGCUCGUAACUACCUAUGUUUCUACUUGAAGGGGCGUGCUGUACAUGGUAAUUGUCUGCUUCCUUUAUUCAUUUUAAUUAAAUAUGAGCUUUGCUACCAUAAGGCUCGUAUCGUCUUCUCUUACAGAACUGAAUAAAAUAACGUAAAAGGGAUAAAAGAUACAGAACUAGAUAAAAUAACGUAAAAUUAAAGGUAUAAAAGUUGACGGUCAAUCAAUAGUUAACAAUAAGAUAAAGAAAUGCAGUGCAGAAUUGCUAUCAAAGAAAUCAUCGGUCACCAGAGAUGAAUCAGUCACUCAUUCGGUAUGAAUCUGGCGCGUGUGAUGAGGCCUUGAGAAAUGUCUAUUUUUGUAAUGAAAUUUAUGGUCUUGCAGUUAGCUUAUAUUUAUAGCAUAAAAAUAAUAUUUGUCAUGUAUGCGUAGGAAGCUACAUCGGUAAAGAAUACAAUGCUUGUUGAAGUCUCGCAUACAAGCCGCUAUCAUUA